Dermochelys coriacea (leatherback sea turtle) is the source of this 3449-nucleotide messenger RNA. It is a transcript of the gene SLF1, whose product is annotated as SMC5-SMC6 complex localization factor 1. The transcript is spliced from 18 exons. The coding region runs from base 166 to 2955 and encodes 929 amino acids. Gene Ontology annotation, molecular function: protein binding. Lineage: Eukaryota; Metazoa; Chordata; Testudines; Dermochelyidae. The record is from RefSeq and is a predicted model, not a curated record. Gene Ontology annotation, biological process: positive regulation of double-strand break repair.
CCCUUUCUGCUACAACCUACCUUGCCUAGGACAGCUGGUUUCGCUUUGCUUAUUAUGCACCUCCCCCAUCAGUGGCUGGUCUGAGUUCCUCUAUCUGCACCCAGGGAUUUGGUUAGGGAACAGUCACAGCAGACCUUGUUGACACGUCUAACUCUCUUCUUUGAGAUGGCGACUACUAUCCAAAAACGGAGAAUCCAACUAACUGGAUUUAAGAAACAAGAAAAGGAGGCUAUAGUUGAAUUACUACUUAAACUGGACUGUGUUUUUAUUGAUACUGAGCAAUACAGAAAUUGCACACAUCUUAUAGCAAAACAGCUUUCCAAGAGUGAAAAGUUCUUAGCAGCUUGUGCAGCAGGAAAGUGGAUACUAACUAAGGACUACAUAAUUAAUAGUGUUGAAAGUGGCAGAUGGCUUGAUGAAACAACUUACGAAUGGGGAUAUAAAAUUGAAAAAGGCUCCCAUUAUUCACCUCAAAUGCAAUCUGCACCUAAAAGAUGGCGUGAAGAACUAACAUGCUCUGGUGCUUUAGGGGCCUUCCACAAAUGGAAAGUUAUCCUCCUUGUGAAAGAAGGUGAUAAACGAAGGGGUUCUAUCACAAGAGUUCUAGAAGCUGGAAAGGCAAUUAUAUAUCCACCACAAAAGGAAGUGAGAGCUGUUACUCAUGUAUUCACUGAUAAUAAAAGUGUCACCAUAGAGAGAGAGAAACAUCUCUUUGAGGCUCCAUAUUAUCCUGUGCAAUACAUAGGGGAUUAUCUUUUUGAGAAUGAAAUAGAAAAUAUUACUGAAGAUAACCAAAUGAACCAUCUUUUAGCUGAACAAGAAGCCAGAGAUGCAUCUGACAUGCAACUUGUUGAAAUGAAAAAUGCAUUAAUAAAGCAUAUAUAUUUUGCUCAGACUGUGAAACAGAAGUCUACUCAAAUAGACCAACUGAGUGGAUGUGGUACAGGGGUUAAAACUAUUGACCUCUCCAGAGGUAUAUUGUGUAUACUUGAAGGACUAGUAGAAGGACAUUUCUUUACUGAUGUAAUCACAGAACUUGCUGCUACUCAAAAAUACUCUAUCCCUCCUGUGCAACUUCUUCAUUCUCUUCUAGAGCAUAUGCUACAGGGAAAUACAGACACAGUAUUCUCCACUAAAUUUUUUCACAUCUUGUAUAUUCUUCUUCAACUUGAUCCUCCUUGGAAGUCUCCUUCCAUGUUAAGAUAUUAUCUGGAAUUUCUUCAGUGUCCUAUUUGCAUGAGAGGAACAUGGUCUCUGGUAGAGAUGCUUGUGAGAUCUUGCCUUUACUGCAAAAUGUUUUGUCAUGCAGUCUCUGUUUCAGAAAAAAUAAGUGAACAGAAGGUGGUUCACAAAGCAUUACUCAAAUUUUUCUUUAAUUUAGUGAAUGCUGAAGUACAGGCUUUAACAAGAAGAUUAUGUGAAGGGGCCAAUUCGCAGCUUCUGCAAGUUAUGCCACAGACAGUUCUUCUGAAGACCUUUUGGUUGGGAAGUGAAACCUCUCUGCUUUUUACCAAACAGAUAAAUAUUCUGGUAGAUUGGGUCAUACAUUCCUAUAGAGAAAAGUUCAAAACAAAUGAUGUCUUCAAAGACGAAGUAGCUAUGCUGCUAACUGGAAUUCUUGGAAAUGUAGUAGAAUAUUGGAUUCUUUCAGGCUUCAUGAUGGACAGAAACGUGUUGCAUCAAGUGGCAGAUGACCUGGCAAAUUACAUUGCCAUUGCAUGUGACGACUUUUCAACACAGGAAUUAAAAAUGUUCAUUUGUUCCAUACCAUCUCUCUGGCUUCAAAUGUUUGUUGCAGAGGCAGUCUUUAAAAAUUUAUGUUUACGGAGGAACAUUACUAUUUCUGCCAAACCUCUUUCUCUUCACAAAAUAGUUUGUUCCUAUUUGCCUGCUUUAGGAGAAGUAGGUAUGCAUGAGACUGGGAAAGUGCAGAAAGUGAAGAAAAAGAAAAUAGGGCAGUGGCCUUGCCCUAAGUCUCAAAGGGCAUUACUGAUGCUAAAUGGUGAUGAGCAGAACCAAGCCAAACUGCUGCCUGAUCUACCUGAACUGAUCUUCAAUAAAUUCCCUCCAUUAUCAAAGAAGUUAAGGAUGAAAGCAGAAGUUGAAGUGUCAAACACCAAAGAGAAUCGCCACCCUUUGGAUGAAGAGAUGCACUUUUACAAGACUAAUAUUAAAGGGGAGACAGCCCUGCAUAUAGCUUGCAUAAGAAACAAAGUGGAGAGACUGAUUCAGCUUCUCCCUUUCCCUGGAACAGACAUUAAUGUUAAAGACUAUGCUGGCUGGACGCCUUUGCAUGAAGCCUGUAACCAUGGUAGCACAGUGUGUGUCCAUGAAAUUUUGCAGCGUUGUCCAGAGGUAGACCUGCUCAGUCAAGUGGACGGGGUGACUCCUUUGCAUGAUGCACUGUCAAACGGACAUGUAGAAAUCGGCAAACUGCUACUUCAGCAUGGGGGACCACUGCUCCUACAGCAGAGGGACUUUUAUGGGAAAUUGCCACUGGAUUAUGUGGAGUCCCUAGCAGUAAAACAAGAACUUUUGGAUAUUGUCCACCCAGAAGAGACUGUCAAGGACUUCUAUGAACGUGUGGAAAAAGAUUUCCACAGCCAGCAAAGAGAACUUUGGUUAAUUUUAUUUAAUAAGUUGUUGCUAAAUUUUUGUUCAGUUUAUAACUUAUCUUCACCCUCUCCUUUACCUUUUAAAGAAGUAGCCCACUUAAAUUCACUUCCAUUAGUGGCUAUUAAUGGCUGUAAAUUGAAAAGUAGGUCUCUUACUGAUUGGUUAGUAGAUCUUUAUGUUGGAGAGCUACAGACUUUCCAGAAACUUCCAGAGUUUAUUCAGGAAAUAUCUGAGAACCUAAAAAAAUCUUUUGGAGAACAGGUACAUCCCUUACUGGCAACACUAGAAACUAUGGCAAUGGCAACUCAGCUGUCUACUUUUCAUCUUUCUAACCAUUAAGAUUAAUUUUCAGAUCAGUUUCAUUGGUUCAAUUGUGAUAGUUUAUCAUGGACACUCAACCCCUCUUUUUUUCCCCCUUCUAGCACAUUUUCUGUCAUGAGGAACCUUGUGCAAGAAUUCUUUGCUGGUUUCAAGGAUGUUGACCCUAAAAUUUAUCUGAUUUAGACGCUAUGGUUGGUUACUUUUUUUCCAGGAUGUACAGUUAUGCCUGCUGUUCUCAUGUGACUAACUUUUUGAAUAGUUGUCAAAUAAAUAAAACAAAAAUGGAAAAACUACUACUACUACAAUUAUCCAUAUUUUUUAUAUCAUCAUCUUGGGAAAUGCAUAUCUUUAAAAUACAUUUAAAAAUUUAGCUCAAAAGUUAGUUUUUAAAAUUGUGUAUUUACAGUACCAGUUUACAGUACUUCCCCUAUUGUCCUUACUGAUUUUCUAUCAAAGGAUAUUGACAAAGUUUUUCAUGCAAAUGAUCCAUUAAACUUUCUACUAGCUUUCUG